This is a messenger RNA of Racocetra fulgida, 260 nucleotides long. NCBI's taxonomy places the organism in Eukaryota, Fungi, Glomeromycota, Glomeromycetes, Diversisporales, Gigasporaceae. The record is from the annotation of a GenBank genome assembly.
AUAAUGUUCAAGAUAAUUUGAAAGAAACUAAUGAAGAUCAAGACACUAAUACUAGUAAUAAUGUAAUUAAUUCAGAUCAAGAUAAUUUAGAACACCAAGACACCAAUACUAGUAAUAGUGCAAUUAAUUCUAAUCAAGAUAAUUUAGGAGAAACUGAUGAUACUAAUACUAGUAAUAAUAUAAUUAAUUCUAAUCAAGAUAAUUUAGAAGAAACUAGAGAAUACUAUGAAACUACACCAUCAGAAACAGGAAAUAUUUAA